Epithele typhae is the source of this 828-nucleotide messenger RNA. RefSeq lists its product as uncharacterized. The record is from RefSeq and is a predicted model, not a curated record. The transcript has a single exon. Bases 1 to 828 code for a protein of 275 amino acids. Lineage: Eukaryota; Fungi; Basidiomycota; Agaricomycetes; Polyporales; Epitheliaceae.
AUGAAGUCCUCUCGACCCAUUCUCAAGUGCGACCCCUCGCCAUUCCGCUCGCCCGUACUCCCCUUCCACUCCGCGCGCAUCACACUCGUCUCCCCGCACGUCCACUUCCCGCCCACCCCCGUCAUCGCCGCGACGUACCCCGCGUACUCCCCCACGACGUACGAUCGCCAGCCGAUCGCCGUCUCCCCGAACGUCGUGCAGAUCCCGCACCGCGGCGCGCGCCGCCUCGAGCGGCAUUCACCCCCCGCGAGCCCGUCCGCGCACGCGUUCGCCGCGCCCGCGCCCGACGUCGAGCGCAGGGGGCGCACGCGCAGCCGGAGCGGCAGCGCGCACGCCUACCAGCCGCCCGCGCCCAUAGGCAGCUACUUCCACCCGCGCGCGUACGAGGCGUGCGUGCCCGAGCCUCCUUCCUCUUCCGCUUCCACCUCCCCGGCCGCCGCGGGCCCCUCGAGCUCGACGCGAUCCGCGCCUGGUGCGCCCGUCCCUCCCCUCGCGACCGCACCGAAGCGGCGGCCCCGCGCGCGCCCGGAGCUGCCGCCGCUGCCCGCGCUCGUGCACCGCCGGGAGGACUCGCCGUCGGACGAGUCGGACACGGUCGUCACGCCGCCGCCGCGCGGGGAGUUCGACGCGACGGCGGCGCUGUCGUCGUCCGGGCCACCGAUCGCGCUGCAGCUGCCGGUGCCGCCCGGCGGCGGCCCCGCGCGCCAUCGCAAGCCUGUCGUCGAGUGCGCGUCGGACCUCGAGAGGAUAGCGCGGGGCCGGAGGCGGCGGGCGAGCUCGUUUUCGCCGGACAUCGCGUCGGACGAGGGGUGUUUGGGCGGGUUCUAG